Molecule: messenger RNA, 945 nt
Organism: Gastrolobium bilobum
Lineage: Eukaryota; Viridiplantae; Streptophyta; Magnoliopsida; Fabales; Fabaceae
Product: actin-depolymerizing factor 3-like
Exons: 3
Coding region: 159-578 (139 amino acids)
Biological process (GO): actin filament depolymerization
Cellular component (GO): cytoplasm; actin cytoskeleton
Molecular function (GO): actin filament binding
Source: RefSeq, a predicted model, not a curated record
UUUACCUUUUCUUCUUCAUUCACUCACUUUCAAAUCUCGGACCAAACCAAACCAAAUCCUCAAUUCUUUCCAGAGAGAGAGAGAGAGAGAGAGAGUGAGUGAUUCCUAUAUCUUCUCCGACAACACCGGUUGCUCUUCCGUUCCUCUUCCAAACAAAUAUGGCAAAUGCAGCAUCGGGUAUGGCAGUCCAUGAUGACUGCAAGUUAAGGUUUUUGGAGCUCAAGACAAAAAGGACACACAGGUUCAUAAUUUAUAAGAUUGAGGAGAAUCAGAAGCAAGUCAUUGUGGAGAAGCUUGGCGAGCCAGCCCAAGGCUAUGAAGAUUUCUCUGCUAGCCUUCCUUCUGAUGAGUGUCGUUAUGCUGUUUAUGAUUUUGAGUUUCUGACAGAAGGGAAUGUCCCCAAAAGCAGGAUUUUCUUCAUUGCAUGGUCCCCUGAUACAUCAAGGGUUAGAAGCAAGAUGAUUUAUGCAAGCUCCAAAGACAGAUUCAAGAGGGAGCUGGAUGGGAUUCAAGUAGAGUUGCAAGCAACUGAUCCUACUGAGGUUGGUCUUGAUGUGUUCAAAAGCCGUGCCAACUAAAUGAUUAUGAAUAAGCAGCCUUUAUGCUGGGGAGCGCCCCUUAAGGCUUAGUUACUUUUAUGAAAAUUUCUAGUUUGUGGGAUGGUCAUUUUGGCUUUGUUAUGGUCUCAAUUUUCCCAAGUUGUGGCAUAAUGUUUAUCACACCUGAAGUGUAGCUCAUGAUUUGUGAUUUAUACCUACUUCCUUUGUGUUGGAGUGGCAUUUUAGUCCUAUGCUUACUAGUUGAAUUUGUAACUGUGUUGUGUGAUUGGACAAAAAAUGGGGUUCACUUUAUGACUUCAUUCGGCUGAUAUAAAGCCACCUGUUCUUGCUACAAUAAUUUUUUUUUUUUAAAUUUUUUUAAUUUCAAUUUUUUGGUUUGGUGUUA